Tyto alba (common barn owl) is the source of this 3852-nucleotide messenger RNA. It is a transcript of the gene METTL24, whose product is annotated as methyltransferase like 24. Bases 61 to 1272 code for a protein of 403 amino acids. Lineage: Eukaryota; Metazoa; Chordata; Aves; Strigiformes; Tytonidae. The transcript has 7 exons. The record is from RefSeq and is a predicted model, not a curated record.
UGCGGCGGGGCGGGGGGGCGGCGGCGGCGGCGGCGCCGGGCAGGACAAGCCCCCGCCGCCAUGCUCAAGGAACGGCCGCUUUGGCGGGGCCCGGCCUUCCGCCUCUGCCUGCUCUCGGCCGCGCUCUUCCUCUGCCUCCAGCUGGGCAUGAGGCGAUCCUGGUGCCUGGAGAAGCCCCGGGCGGCAGCGGCGGGGCGGGUGGCCCCCCCGGCCCGCGGCACGGAGCAGCCCCCGGGCGCGGCGGCGGCGGCGGCAGCGGCGGGCAGGCGGCGGGUCACCUACGUGCGGAGCGGCCGGCGGGGGAGCGCCGCGUCAGGCUGCUGCGCGCUGCAGCCCUCGGGCGGCCGCCACAGGAAGACUAUAAGAUGGCACAUUGAACUACAACCAUGGGCAAGUCCAACUCCUUCCCUCAGCUAUGAGGCCUUGAGGUUCCUGAAGUACAUUAGCACUUCUCAGAUUGCAUGUGAACACGUGAACCUGAACAGCCUGAAAGGGUACUCUGAAACCGCAAAGAAGCCCUGGUCUGUCUGUCUUGAUGAAAGGUUUAGCCUCAUUCAUCAAAUCAGAAGCAAGCGAUGCCGUCUCUAUUCCCUUGGGCUAGGCAAUGAUGACAAUCAGUUUGAGAUCAGCAUGGCCAACAAUGGAUGUGAGGUGCAUCGCUUUGAUCCCAGCAUCAAGUCAGCACACAUUCAGGAGGGUCGGCACCUCUGGUAUCAUCGCCUGUCCAUUGACUGGAGGGAUCCCAAUCCAGCCAUUGCUGCGCAUAAACUUCACAGCAACACGAAGAAGCUGGGCACAAUAUUGAAUGAAUUUGGACAUCAGAAGAUUGAUGUCCUCAAGGCAGAUGUGGAGAGCGCUGAGUGGAAAAUUUUGGAAAACCUCAUACUGGAAGAUGUUGUUGAGCAGAUAGGACAGCUGGUCUUUGAGGUGCACAUCCACUGGCCUGGGUUUGAAGUCAGCGGCAAUGACAGCACCGUGGUGCGGUACUGGUACAGUCUGCUCCGAGAACUGGAGCUGAAGGACUUCAGGCUUUUCCAUACCUACAAAGACUUAUCAAAACCACAGAUGUUUCUGAAAAAGGAAGCCUUCAAUGCUAGUAGCUGUUACACACUGAGCUGGCCUUUCUUGCUGCCCCAGCUCCCUCAUCCCCUUCUUCCCAGAGCAGGGCCCUGCGCCGGAUCCAGUAUACUCACAGGAUCUCAGGAAGCAGCCAGAGGCGGGGAAAAUAAGCAUAGGAGCUCUUCCUUGCAGGCAGGAAAGGCCAGCAAGUGAGUGACCCUGCCAGGGUGACAGCCUUCCUCCCACCACCUUUGCUCUGGGGCUGCAGGGAGCAGCCUGCCCUGGCCCCAGCACCCACCUACCGCCUGGACCUGCAGAGCCUGUUGUGAGGCUUGAAACUGCUGCAGCUAAUUCGACUUCGGGCAUCCGUGUUGGCCACAGAGGCCACAGACCUUGGGCUGCUUCGGAAGACGGAGAAAAUCCCCCCUCCCUGCUUCAGUGGUGAAGGACUAUGGUGGUGAGGGGCUAGUGGAAAUGGAGGGGAUUUUAAUCUCUUCAGUGAAAGCCAGCUCUGUGCUCUCGUGCACUCUGGUUUGUAUCAGUCUUCCUAGUCACAUUUGAAAUUUUGACUUCUGGCUAAAUGUCAAACCCUUUCUUUUGUAACAAAUGCAUGCUGGUUUUCAAUCUACUGCCUUUCGGUCACACUGACAGUGCCUUGUGUUGUAUGGAGUCUGCCUCCCCAUUUUAAUUUUCCUUUUAUAAAGAAACCCAUGUACUUCUUUAGUUACACUAGGAUUUGCUUAAGUGGAGCAUAAUUCUAAGGGGACUUAACAUGGGCUUCUGCACAUCAGAUACCUCAUUUAGGGAAGAAGGAAGAUGGUGCAGCCAGACCAGGACUGCUGACCAGAUGAUGAGCCCAGCUAUGCCUGUUCUAGUAAAAUAGGCAGGGUCAGGGAGUGUGCUCAGGAAUGGCUAUCUACCUGAUUAAUUAAUGAGAUCCCUGGCAUGAUUUUGGCUCAGGCCAUCAUCUCCCAGAUGAUAUCUAGGCACAGCCAUAGAGUAGGCCUAUGCCAAGGACAUCUUGAAUGCAGCAAAUUUGUUGGGAAGCUGAAAGAGUUAAGUAAAUGGACAUGGCCAGGCCAUCUUUGCCAGUUUGCCUCAAGGCUGGGGAAUACCUCCUGGUACCGUUUUGUUUUCUGAUAUAAUUUAACAAGAACAAGUGCCAGAUUCUCCUCCUGGGACGGGGUAAUCCUGGUUAUACAUACAAACUGGGUAUGGGAGGCUGGAGAACGGCCCCUCAGAAAGAGAACUGGAGGUUUGGGUCGAUAGCAAGUUGAGUAUGAGACAACAGUGUGCUGUGACAGCCAAAGGGCCAAUCAUGUCCUGGGGUGCAUCCAGCACAGCAUCGCUGGCUGGUCAGGGGAGGUGAUUGUGCAGUCUACAGUGAACUGGUGGGGCCCCAGCUUGAGUACUGUGUGCACUUUUGGGUGCCUCAGUGUAAGAAGGACAUCAAAUUAUUUGAGUGUGUCCAGAGGUGAGUGACCAAGGGGGUGCAAGGUCUCAAGGGCAAGACUUACGAGGAGCGGCUGAGGUCGCUUGACUUGUUCAUCUUGGAGAAGGCAAGGCUGAGGGGUGACCUCAUCACAGUCUAGAACUUUCUCAAGGGAGGCGGUGGGGGGGGGGGGGGGGGGAGGUGCUGAUCUCCUCUCUCUGAUGACCAGCAACAGGACUUGAGGAAAUGGAGUGAAGCUGUGGCAGGGGAAGUUCAGAUUGGACAUUAGAAAAAGGACAUUAGGAAACCACUGAGGAGGGUGGUUGGUCUCCAGGGAAGUGGUCACGGCACCAAGCCUGCAAGAGUUCACUCAAGGAGCAUCUGGACAGUGCUCUUAGUCCUAUGGUUUAGUGUUAGGUAGACCUGUGAGGAGCAGGGAGUUGGACUCAGUGAUGCUUAUUUGGUCCCUUCCAACUUAAGAUUCUGUGAUUCUAUAAAUGUAGCUUCUGUUUCUGCCCCUGCACAUCGCACCUGAACCAGGGUGCAAGGGGCUUUGCAGUCACUCAGACCAGGGCACUGUGGGGGCCCACCUUGUCCUCAGCUCUGCAGUGCUCAAAAUCAAGAUGACUAUUGCAGAUGUGUUUGAUUUCCUUGUGUCCAAGAGGUUGAACAAAGCAUUUUCCUUGAGGCCAAGCUACAAGAGGGUGCCAGGAUUUCCUAAACCAGCAUCUAGCUUGUUGGAGUGAUCAUGCUUGCUGCACCGCAGAAUGGCUGAACUCCCAUUUUUCAAAUAAUGGGGUGGCAAAAGCCCAGCUGCAAGUCCUGAUCUAUUAAUAAAGCAUAAAAAUAUGGGCUCUAGCACUGCACAGGUUUUUCCUCCUGAUUAGCCUUAAAGUAGCCUAGUAGCUUAUUAUCAUUUGUUUAAGAAACCAAUAGAUAGAGGUUACAAAACAAAUUGCAUGAUUUCUCUCAGGUGUUCAAAUUCCGAAGAGAUGCACAUCUUGCAUCAUAUAUUGCCCUGAAGAAAAUAUGUUAAUGUAUAUGUAAAUUAUAGAAAUAGAGUAGCGGUCCAUCCUGGUUCUUACUUGGUUAAGAGUUUAGUAAACCCUCAUCUAAUCUCUUGCUCAUGAUUGCCAGGUAGUGUCAGGAACAAUUCAGGCUGUGACAAAUAUAUCUUCUGCAAGAAAAGAUUCCAAUAACUAUGGUAAUUUUUAAGGAAACCUUCUCUCAGAUACAGGAUAGAUAAAAGCCAUUUAUCAUUCUGGAGGCAGUUAUGUGAUAUUAUGGGAGAAAAUGAACAGCUCAUUUUAUGCACUAACCGUGCCUUUCUACUUCAUAUCUCUUAAAGCAGAAUCACAGCC